CGUUAGUAAAGUCCAGAGAAGAGAAUCGAAACAGAAACCGAUCUGUGGGUGGAAGGCAAUACUUAAAGCUCCCUGCGAGAGUGAACGUCCCAGCGGUGACAGAGCGAGAGUGGUCCCGGGUCUGUGCCCACCAGCUGCAGCGCGUUCUUGGCUCGUCUGUCACCUACUGGGUACCACCGAUCCGUCCUGCGCUUGGAGGCUACCUGGUACCUGCGGGUCCCAGGCAGCGUAGGCGGGGACGCGUUCACUCCCACCUGAGGAUCCUCCGCCCGCCCAGGAGACUCUUCUCCCCCAUUCCCUGAGAACCCACGAUGUCGAUCGUCUGUUCUACAGAGGACAGCUUCAGGUAUCUCCUCUCAAUCUUCAGGCCCAGGUUGAAAAUGUACAUUCAGGUGGAGCCGGUGCUGGACUACCUCAUCUUUCUGCCGGCAGAAACCAAAGAGCAGAUUCAUAAAAAGAUCACCACCUGUGGUAACACCAGCGCAGCAGAACUGCUGCUGAGCACCUUGGAGCAGGGACAGUGGCCGCUGGGAUGGACGCAGAUGUUCGUGGAGGCCCUGGAUCGCAGCGGCAACCCCUUGGCCGCGCGCUAUGUCAAACCCACACUCACUGAUCUGCCCUCUCCUUCUUCUGAGACGGCCCAUGAUGAGUGUCUCCACUUGCUGAACCUUCUCCAGCCCACUUUGGUGGACAAGCUUCUGAUUAACGAUGUCUUGGACACUUGCUUCGAGAAGGGACUGUUGACAGUCGAGGACAGAAAUCGGAUUUCUGCUGCAGGAAAUAGUGGAAAUGAGUCAGGUGUGAGAGAACUGCUGAGAAGGAUGGUGCAGAAAGAAAACUGGUUUUCUACUUUCCUGGAUGUUCUUCGCCAAACUGGAAAUGAUGCACUAUUCCAAGAGCUGACAGGUGUGGGCUGCCCAGAAGACAGCGCAGACUUGGAUAACUCGUCCCACAGUGAUGGGCCUGCAGCUAACGAGCCCCUUUUGCCUGAUGAUGUCGAUGCAUCAAGUCUGGAGACAGAGGCCCAGAACUUAGAGGAUGCUUCACCAGAGACUUCUCUUGCAGAUUCUUCUGUGACCGCAGAAUCAGACACAAGUUUGGCAGAAGGAAGUGUCAGCUGCUUCGAUGAAAGUCUUGGACAUAACAGCAACAUGGGCAGGGAUUCAGGCACCAUGGGAAGUGAUUCAGAUGAAAGUAUCAUCGGGACAAACAGAGCAUCCCCCGAGCCAGAACUGCAGCUCAGGCCUUACCAAAUGGAAGUGGCCCAACCAGCUCUGGAGGGGAAGAAUAUUAUUAUCUGCCUCCCCACGGGGAGUGGGAAAACCAGGGUGGCUGUUUAUAUCACCAAACAUCACUUAGACAAGAAGCAGCAGGCGUCUGAAUCCGGGAAGGUUAUUGUCCUUGUCAAUAAGGUAAUGUUAGCAGAACAACUUUUCCGCAAAGAGUUCAACCCAUUUUUGAAGAAAUGGUAUCGCAUUAUUGGAUUAAGCGGUGAUACCCAGCUGAAAAUAUCGUUUCCAGAAGUUGUCAAAUCUUAUGAUGUUAUUAUCAGCACAGCUCAAAUCCUUGAAAACUCCCUCUUAAAUCUGGAGAGUGGAGAAGAUGACGGUGUGCAGCUGUCAGACUUUUCCCUCAUUAUCAUUGAUGAAUGUCACCACACCAACAAGGAGGCAGUCUAUAACAACAUCAUGAGACGGUAUUUGAAGCAGAAGCUGAGAAACAAUGUCCUCAAGAAACAAAACAAACCAGCAAUUCCCCUGCCGCAGAUACUAGGACUGACAGCUUCACCUGGUGUCGGACCAGCCAAAAAGCAAUCUGAGGCUGAAAAACAUAUUUUAAGUAUAUGUGCCAAUCUUGAUGCCUUUACCAUUAAAACAGUGAAAGAGAAUCUUGGUCAACUCAAACACCAAAUAAAGGAACCAUGCAAGAAGUUUGUGAUUGCUGAUGACACCAGAGAAAAUCCAUUUAAAGAGAAACUUCUAGAAAUUAUGGCAAGCAUUCAAAAUUACUGCCAAAAGAGUCCAAUGUCAGACUUGGGAACCCAGCAUUAUGAGCAAUGGGCCAUUCAAAUGGAAAAAAAAGCUGCUAAAGAUGGAAAUCGCAAAGAUCGCGUCUGUGCAGAACAUUUGAGGAAGUACAACGAAGCCCUACAAAUCAACGACACGAUCCGAAUGAUUGACGCGUACAACCACCUGGACACGUUCUACACUGAUGAGAAAGAAAAGAAGUUUGCAGCCCUCAAUGCCAGCGAUGAGAGUGACGACGAGGCCAGCAGUCGCAAUGACCAACUUAAGGGCAAUGUAAAGAAAUCUUUGAAACUGGACGAAACUGAUGAAUUUCUCAUGAAUUUGUUCUUUGAUAACAAGAAAAUGUUGAAAAAAAUAGCUGAAAACCCAAAAUACGAAAAUGAAAAACUCAUUAAAUUAAGAAACACAAUACUGGAACAAUUCACAAGGUCUGAGGAGUCCUCCAGAGGAAUUAUUUUCACAAAAACGCGGCAGAGCACCUAUGCACUUUCCCAGUGGAUUAUGGAAAACGCAAAGUUUGUGGAAGUUGGAGUCAAAGCGCAUCACCUAAUUGGAGCAGGACACAGCAGUGAGGUCAAGCCCAUGACUCAGACUGAACAAAAAGAAGUCAUUAGUAAAUUUCGCACUGGGGAAAUAAAUCUGCUCAUUGCUACUACGGUGGCCGAGGAAGGCCUGGAUAUCAAAGAAUGCAAUAUCAUUAUCCGCUACGGCCUUGUCACGAAUGAGAUAGCCAUGGUCCAGGCCCGGGGUCGAGCCAGAGCCGAUGAGAGCACCUACGUCCUGGUUACCAGCAGUGGUUCAGGAGUUACCGAACGGGAGAUUGUUAACGAUUUCCGAGAGAAGAUGAUGUAUAAAGCUAUUAACCGUGUUCAAAAUAUGAAGCCCGAGGAGUAUGCACAUAAGAUUUUGGAAUUGCAGGUACAAAGUAUCUUGGAAAAGAAAAUGAAAGUCAAAAGAAGUAUUGCAAAGCAACACAACAAUGAUCCAUCCUUAAUAACACUUCUCUGCAAAAAUUGUAGUAUGCUGGUCUGCACAGGAGAAAAUAUCCAUGUAAUUGAGAAGAUGCAUCAUGUCAAUAUGACACCAGAAUUCAAGAGACUCUACAUUGUAAGAGAAAACAAAGCACUGCAGAAGAAAUUUGCUGAUUAUCAGACAAAUGGAGAGAUUAUCUGCAAAUGUGGCCAAUCUUGGGGAACAAUGAUGGUGCACAAAGGUUUAGAUUUGCCUUGUCUUAAAAUAAGGAAUUUUGUAGUCAAUUUCAAAAAUAACUCAUCGAAGAAACAGUACAAGAAGUGGGUGGAAUUGCCGAUCAGAUUCCCUGACCUUGACUACUCAGAAUACUGCUUGUACAGUGAUGAAGACUAGCUCUUGACUCAUGAUUAUUUUAAAAUAUUUCCAACUCAACAUUGAAUAUUAUUUUGAUUGAUGUUUUGUUACACUACUGAACUAACUCUAGACUAUGUAAUGAUGGUUUUGUUUGGCUUUUAGUGAUGUAAAGAAACACCAAAAAUACAUACAUUUAUUGGUUGGUAAAUGUAAUUACUAAUCAAAUCUGUCAAUUUGAUGAGUUCUAAAGUCACCUGGGCUCAGGGAAUGCCCAUGAGGGAUUGUCUUAAAUUAAUUAAGGAAGACCUGUCCACUGUGGGUGGUCUUGGACUAUAUAAAAUUGAGAAAACUAGCUGAGUCCACAUUCACUCUCAUAAUUCUACACUUGACUGUGCAAUGCAGUGUGACAAGCUACCUCAAGCUCCUGUCACUGUGACUACCACACAGUAAUGGAUUGUAACCUCAAACUGUGAGCUAUAAUAAAUUGUUUCUUCCAAAGUUGUUAUGGUCAGGGUGUUUCAACAAAGCAACAGAAAAGUAACUAACAGAGCAGGGAUAAGUAGAAUCUACCAACAAUACUCAUUACUGAAGAGUGUUAUAGUAUUAUGGAAACACUGGAAUAACAAUGAGAAUCCAAGGUACCGAUAUUAGUCCUGUCACUGAUUUUUUUUUCAGAUUUAUUCAUUUUAUGUGUAUGUAUGCUUGGCCCACAUAUAUGUAUGGGUACCAUAGGCAUUCCUGGUGGCUCUGGAGGCCAGAAAAAAGCACCAGAUCCCCUGAAAUUGGAGUUAUGGAUGAUUGUGAGCCACCAUGUGGAUGCUGGGAAUCAAACAUGGGUCCUCUGCAUGAGCAACAAGUACUCAACCACUGAGCCAUCUUCUCAGCCUCUCUGUCACUAAUUUCCACAAUCAAGUUGGUCUCCUCAGUUCCUCCUUCUUCCCCAGCCUCCCUAGGGGGAAAUGUUGAUUACACUAUUUGCUCUGCUUUUAUUGGUACCUUUUAUGGUUUUAAAUACACCUAUUCACCAUAGCAGCUGUUUUGUAGGCUAAACAUCUAGAUGUCAUUUUCUCACAAGUCUGAAAUCAAAGUUUCAGCCAGACUGUUCUGAUCCAGAGGCCUUGAUGGGAGAGGGCAGGAAUCCAUGCUCACUGACAAUCCUUUUCCUUGCAGCUGUCUGGCUAGGAUUUCUGCCUUCUUGCUACAUCUCCACCAAGAAUUGCUCUCACAUCCUCGGAAUGCUUUAGUCUGUGACCUCUUCAAGAAGCCCCCACAGUAUAUACCAUAUGUUUCUUUAGGGCCAGCAAUAGAAACUCCCAAUGCUUUUAAGGAAUCUUAUGUAACUUAACUAUAGUAAUAGGAGCACAAUGCAUUAUGCUUUGGAUGAGGCAUCUUAUUGAUAGGCAGACCUGGUACUUAAUCUACAGUUACUUGGGAUGAGGGUGUCUGGGCAUACCUAUCCCAUGUGGCUAGUACCCACACUCAAAGAAAGGGGAUAAUUCAGGAUAUCAUGCAUGGACUGACAGGAUUUGGGAAGGAACAUUGGAGGUCAUUUUAUUAUGACUUGUUCAUUGUUUGUUAUUAUAAAUGUGUAUCCAUAGGCAAUCACUUUGACAAUCAAGAAGCUCAAUAAAGGAAACAGUAUUACUAAAAUG
Mastomys coucha (southern multimammate mouse) is the source of this 5005-nucleotide messenger RNA. RefSeq names its product interferon induced with helicase C domain 1 (gene Ifih1). The record is from RefSeq and is a predicted model, not a curated record. The coding region runs from base 312 to 3392 and encodes 1026 amino acids. NCBI's taxonomy places the organism in Eukaryota, Metazoa, Chordata, Mammalia, Rodentia, Muridae. Gene Ontology annotation, biological process: response to virus; innate immune response; positive regulation of interferon-beta production. The transcript has 16 exons. Gene Ontology annotation, cellular component: cytoplasm. Gene Ontology annotation, molecular function: DNA binding; double-stranded RNA binding; ATP binding.